CGUGCAUAUUCCAACUUCCUGUGUGUUAAUGUCGGUCAUAUUUUAAUAGACGAAUUGAUCUGAGGCCCGUGUGCUAAACAUAUUUAGUCUAUAUAGAUCUAGAUCUAGCGUUCCUGAAUACACAAGACUACGAAUAUUAAUUAAAAGCUUGGUUGAAUCCCUUUUCCGAGAAACUAUUCGUUCUAUUUUAACUGAUAUAAACAUUAAUGCCAUCAGCAAUGUCAGAUGCACCAGGGCCAACAAAUCACAGACUUAAAUCUUAUAAAAAUAAAGCUUUAGAUUCCCAAGAAUUGCGAAGGCGUCGUGAAGAAGAAGGAAUUCAGCUUAGGAAACAAAAAAGGGAAGAACAGAUUUUUAAGCGAAGAAAUGUUGCAGUUCCAGAACAUGAAGAAAACAACUCAGCCUCUGAAUUGCAGGACUCUCUAAUAUCAUCUACUGGUGGCAUAAGCCCAGAAAUGGUACAGUCAUUAUAUAGUGAUGUGCUAGAAGAGCAAGAGGUGGCAACUCGCAAAUUUAGAAAACUUUUAUCUCGUGAACCUAAUCCACCAAUAGAUGAAGUUAUACAAACUGGAAUAAUACCAAGAUUUGUUGAAUUUUUACAGCGAGAUAAUAGUUGGUCAUUACAGUUUGAGGCUGCUUGGGCUUUAACAAACAUAGCAUCUGGAACUUCACUGCAGACACGAAUGGUUAUCAGUGCUGGAGCUGUGCCUAUAUUCAUUAGGCUGCUCAAUUCAGAAAUAGAAGAUGUUCAAGAACAAGCAGUGUGGGCACUUGGAAACAUUGCAGGCGAUAGUCCAGAAUGUCGAGAUUAUGUGCUAAAUGAAGGGAUUCUUGUUCCUUUGUUACAUCUUUUAAGUAAAUGUGCCAGUUUAUCCAUGACUAAAAAUGCAGUCUGGUGUCUAUCAAAUCUGUGCAGAGGAAAAAAUCCACCUCCAGAUUUUAGUAAAGUUUGUCCAGCAUUGCCAGUUUUAGCUCGCUUACUGUACCAUUCUGACAAAGAUGUUUUGGCAGAUGCUUGUUGGGCUCUUUCUUACUUGUCAGAUGGGCCAAAUGAAAAGAUACAAGCAGUCAUAGACUCUGGUGUAUGUAGAAGAUUAGUGGAAUUGCUGAUGCACAACCAUCAAAGUGUAGUGGCUGCUGCAUUACGAGUAGUGGGCAACAUUGUUACUGGAGAUGAUUGUCAAACUCAAGUUAUUAUAAACUGUUCAUCUUUACCUUGCUUGCUACAUUUACUGGCUAGUUCUAAAGAAUCUAUUCGUAAAGAAGCAUGCUGGACUAUUUCAAAUAUAACUGCUGGGAAUCGACAGCAAAUUCAGAAUGUGAUAGAUUGUAAUAUAUUUCCUGUUCUUAUUGACAUAUUGGGUAAAGCAGAAUUCAAAACAAGAAAAGAAGCUGCAUGGGCAAUAGCUAAUGCUACUUCUGGGGGAUCACCAGAACAAAUCAGGUUCUUGGUUGAGCAGAAUUGUAUUCCACCCCUCUGUGAUUUACUAACAGUGAUGGACAGCAAAAUUGUUCAAGUAGCUCUUAAUGGUCUAGAGAAUAUUCUUAGGCUUGGAGAAGCUGAUGCCAAACAAAGCAAUGGUGUAAAUCAAUACGCUGUUUUUAUUGAAGAAUGCUAUGGUCUAGACAAAAUUGAAUUUCUUCAAAGUCAUGAAAAUCGUGAAAUCUAUCAAAAAGCUUUUGACAUCAUUGAACGUUAUUUCGGCACUGAGGAAGAGGAUAAAGCUUUGGCUCCACAGCUAGACUCAACAUCUCAUCAAUAUCAAUUUAGUGGAGAUACAAGUGCUCCUAUGGGAGGUUUCCAGUUUUGAUGCUUAACUUGGCUUAGAUCACUAAAUCGUUUGCUGAGUAUCUCUGUAAAGUAUUUUUUUUCCUUGUGUUAAUAUCAUGUACAUAUUUAUACAUAGCUGUGUUCUCGCUAAGUGUUUUAGUAAAAUAAAGGUUUUAUAUUAAAAAAACAACAGAAAACACGCCAUACAUGUUUUAAUUUGAUAAGGUUGUAUAAUUUCAAAUCACACACGCACACGCUGUGGCCUACAAGUGUCUCUGGUGACAGAAAGUUGCUCAUUUAACUUUCAGCUUUGUAUAACAUUGUGUUUGAAGUACAUCUAGAAUUUGUCAUUUAGUUGCAUAAUUUUUGUUUUAGGAAAACGAUAUGAGUGUGUUUUUAGUAAAUAGAUAGUAAUCUAAUGUGUGUUAUUAUUUUGAUCAAAUGUGUUCAACUUGUCAGUGUUUCAUGCCUGGUCACAUUGUAUAUUUGCUCUAUUGACUAGGGUAGAAUUGUUUUACACAAAUUUUUAGUUUAACCAAUUAUUGUUUUAGUAAGUUUUUAUUAGUUUUUAUUUGAGCAUGUCACAGUUUCAGAGGUAGCCUUUUAUUUCACAUCUCUCUACUUCCACUACAGUAUUUCCAAAUACUCAGUCAAUAGUUCUCACUUAUUCAUUUAUAAAACUAUCCAUAAUCAUUAAAACAAAAGUCUUUAGAAGUCCAAUUUGAAAUUAUAUUGCAGCAAUGGCUUUAUGUAUGAAUGCUAGUUGUAGUAUGCUUGUGUCCUUUUUAGGAAGCUAGGGAACCUAUUUGUAGGCUGGUUGCUACUAGACUAUCUUAAUAAGAAAGCAGACAUUUCUUUACAUAAACUAAAUAGGUCAAAUUGAUUAUUGUAAUACAUAAAACAAAGAUUUUUUCAUUACCGUAAUUUUUUUUAUUUUUUAGCUAAAAUGGUGACUUAAAAAAACAAGACUGCUCUUCAAGAAAUGUUUGUUUGAUAGUUGACAUUGUGUUUGAAGUGCUGACUUUUUAUACCAAUGAAAUUCUUCAGCAUUUAUUGAUAUUAUAGAGUCUUUAGGUUAUGAUGGAUUUAUAUAGCAGCUGACUUUUUGAAAUGUGAUCCUAUAAACUGCUCAUUGAAAUUGAUAUAUAUAUAUAUAUAUAUAUAUAUAUAUAUAUAUAUAUAUAUAUAUAUAUAUAUAUAUAUAUAUAUAAUAGAAUCUUUCAGAAAAGAUAAAAAGCUCUUUGUUUCACUACAAAUGAGUGAAUUCAGUUUUUUCAGCCUGAAACACUCAGUGCUUCAUUUUGUAAACCAAUGUUCUUGUCACAUACUUUAAACUACAAAUAGUAUGUUUGACAAACUGUUACAAUUAUUGCUCAUAUUGGGCAAUCUAAUACGUCUUCAUAUGCUCCUUUUGGUGUAUCUCUGGAGAGGAUGUAAACUAGAACCUACAGUAAAUACCCUUACAUUUUGUGACCUCAAAGGUCAUGCUUUCAAGUAUCUAAGUGUAUACAUGUGUCUGGGUACCCUGUCAAAAUAGCGCUGACAAAAUAGCGCUGACAAAAUAGCGCAGAAAAAAAAAUAUUUUAGUCAUUUUGAAAGAAAUACUUUAGAUAUCGUAAAAUAUUGACAGAGCCAAUAAUUUUUAUUGUUUUAAAAUUAUCAUUAUUUUUCAGUCAUUUUGCAGGAAACACUUUAGAUAUCUUAAAACACAAAUAAGCAAAAAUCAUAAUAAGGUAAAAUGAGUAAGUUCAAAAUAUAGCAUUUAUUUACAUUAUAAAAGUGUACUUAGAAAACACACAAAGAUACUUGUCAAAUUUACGCACACAAACAAACUUUUACAAAGUUAAUUGUAGGAAAUGUCACGUCCAUCACUGGAUUGUUUCCGUUCAUUGGCAAUAUAGCUUCAAGUCGUCUGUUUAGUUGAAGGUACUUAGUCUUGCUUGCAGCGUUCAAUAUAGUUGUCCUCCCAAUCGUCAUACAAAUUCCUUAUGCCCUGUUUUGAUCAAAGAAAGAUGCUGCAGAUUUCUGAUUAUAGUAUAACACACUUUCCUAUCCUAUUUUGUUGGGUCACCACAUUUCAAAAUUAUGCUAUCAGAAAUCUUGGAGUCACUCUGCGGUUUCGUCUCUGGCGACCAAUAUAGUUGUCCUCUCUGAUUAUAGUUUAACACACUUUCGUAUUUCCUAUCCUAUUUUGUCGGGUCACCACAUUUCAAAAUCCUAUUUUUACAAGUUAUACUUUUUAAUCAGAGAUGAAAAAGGGGAAUGAUAUAAAAUUUAAAGUACUCUCGUUCUCUGCAAAUAUAGCAUAAUUUCAGAUGUAUUAAUAUAGAAAAAGAUAGGAGACAUCAACAAAAAUGAUGCCCAUGACAUUAAAUUACUAAUAAUCUGGUACUUUUAUACACAUCAUAUACAAGUCUGUGCUAUUUUGUCUUGCGCUAUAUUGUCGGGAAAUUUCACGCUAUUUUUUCCGCGCUAUUUUGACGGUUCACCAUGUGUCUGUGGUACUAUUGACUGAUUUAUUAGGUUCAAUUUCUUGUUGUAUUAGUCAAAUACUUUGUUCACAUUAUUCUCGUCAAGCCAUUCAAUGGUUUGAAUUGCAACAUACGCCCUGCCAUACUGUGAAGAAAAAAUAAAAAAGUGCCCUUAAAACAGAAGCUUUAAUAUUAUAUAGCAAAAUUUACAUUGACAGGCUUUGAAAACAUGUAUGUAUUAGUUCUUAAUUUUCUUUAUUAUUUUUGUUAUCUUUAACAGGCAAAAGAAAAUGGAGACGUUCCACAAUUUUUGUUUACUGUUAAUGAUUGCAAGUGACAUUAUUUCUGUAUGUUGGUAAUCCAGUGCUUAAGGCUAGACACUUGCAGUUUGAGUUAAUGUGUUAUAGCUAAUAUUUUUUCUUGUUUGAAAGUAUAUUUCCCAUAGUGAGGAAAUGAACUGUCCAGCAUCAGAAACGGGUACAUUGUAUUUUGUUAUCUAUGCCUUCAUUUUUUUUUAAUCAGAGUAUGGCAGGAAACCACUACCUUCACCCAAACAAAGUCUUUCAUUCACACUUCUAACGCCAAGUACUUCCAAAGGACAUGCCAACUAGCAAGACAACUUUUAAUAUGUAGCGUUUGUGCAUUACCGGUAUACAUUACAUGCAGUCAUCAAAUACAGCCAAAUUUUAAUGAUGUCCUUUUUUGUUUGUCUUGUGUUGAAUUCUCAUCUAUUUAUUGAUUCAAUAUUAUUGCAUUAAAAAGUUCUUUAUUCUG
This is a messenger RNA of Biomphalaria glabrata, 5016 nucleotides long. Its product is annotated as importin subunit alpha-7-like. The coding region runs from base 207 to 1811 and encodes 534 amino acids. Lineage: Eukaryota; Metazoa; Mollusca; Gastropoda; Planorbidae. Gene Ontology annotation, molecular function: protein binding; nuclear import signal receptor activity. Gene Ontology annotation, cellular component: nucleoplasm; nucleus; cytoplasm. Gene Ontology annotation, biological process: NLS-bearing protein import into nucleus. The transcript has 14 exons. The record is from RefSeq and is a predicted model, not a curated record.